CACUGUGGACUAAAAAGGUGCACACAUAAACGCAUAUACUGAUAAAUAAUUAGAUACUAUCAUGGUAGGCUACUGUCCAAUUUGCGGGAAGCCUGUCUACUUUGGUGAGAAGAAGAGGUCCUUAGGGAGAGACUACCAUCCUCUGUGUCUGAAGUGUCAGAAGUGUAACAGACAGCUCACCCCUGGACAACAUGCUGAGUAUGAUGAGAAGCCAUACUGUACACACUGCUAUUUGAAGAUGUUUGGACCGAGAGGUAACAGGUAACUGACGUCGGUGUGGCACAGUAUAUCCCCUCAACAAAAGCCAGGAUGAGGCAAAAUGAACAAAUGCUGACAUUUAAAAGAUCCGGUUUAUAUAAGGCAAAAGAUAAAGGAGUGAAUAAAUAAUAAUGAAGGACCGGAAUAUACUGUAAACCUUAUAGGACAGAGUGAGCUCUCUUUGUUCCCUUUUGACGAAUUAAAAUAUUUAUAAAUGUGGUAGAACUAGGCAAUGCUAUGUAUAUGUGACUGUUCACUUUUGUAAUGUAAAUUAAUUUGGAUGUAGAAAAG
Molecule: messenger RNA, 549 nt
Organism: Pelmatolapia mariae (spotted tilapia)
Lineage: Eukaryota; Metazoa; Chordata; Actinopteri; Cichliformes; Cichlidae
Exons: 4
Coding region: 62-265 (67 amino acids)
Biological process (GO): intrinsic apoptotic signaling pathway in response to DNA damage; regulation of gene expression
Molecular function (GO): zinc ion binding
Source: RefSeq, a predicted model, not a curated record